CUAAACCGGCAACAGUUAAGUAACGUUACCAGAACACCUGCGGAGAAUGAUGAACGGGAUAGGCGCAGCGCGGAACACCCACUAAACGGCCGCCGUGUCUCGGGAGUGUUCUGUAUCCGUGAUGCAUCAUGAAGCGUUCCAAAUCUAGUCAAGUUAAUCAGAAUGACCUUAAUGAAAGUCCGCUGUCCCACGAUUGAUGGAAAAAAAGUCAUGAUUUGUGCAUCAUCACUCAAGGAACUGAUUUCUAAAGGGAAGAAGAAGUUAGCGAUACCCAUGGAGACGCUGUCACAGUUGUGGCUGAUGGAGAUGGCUAUGAAGUUGAUGACGAUGAUGUCUUGAAUGAGCUUGUGCGGAUGUCGAAGACGGAUUUCAAGUUUCUUCGUUCUGGAGAAGAAUGGCAAUCUACCCAGCCCAUGAUUACCUAUAAUAGUAGGUUACCCAUAAUAAUUGUAUUGAUAAGAGAAAAACGAAGCUGAGUGUACAGACAAUAAGUUGCUAAAGAUUAAAAAAUAUAUUCUUGAAAAUUUCUUUGCAUGGUCCCUGUGGUUUGUUUCUAAAAUCACAGCCCAGGAAUAUAUAAAUUCUAUAAUCCAGACAUCUUAGAAAUAUAAUGGAUGCUGUAUUUUUGUUUUGUGGCUGUAUGAAAUAAUUCAAACAUCACUGUGAAGAAUCAUUGUUUUUGUGAAUUAAGGUCAACGUGGAAUUUAUAUGCAAGCGAGUUUAAAAUGACCCAUCAACACACACAGUUACAUAUUUCAUUAACUUAAUCCAAUGAAUUCCUAAUAGAGUUUCUCCUAUAUCCUGACAGUUCAUACCCUUCUAAAGUUCCCAAGUAGCUCUUUUGUAUAGGCAUUGUUGACGGGACAAUAACCUGCCUUUCACUUGGCAUGAGUGCACAAACCUAGGUGGGCUGUUCAGCUUGCCAUGAAAAGGAUCAUCGGCCUGUUGUCAGUAACCUCAUGGUGUGUACAUUUCCUGAAUAUUUCUUGGGUCAUCUCCCUCUAAAUAUUAUCUAAUGGGUGGAACUGUUCAAUGAACUUUUUGGCACUUUUGAAUGCUUGAAUACAAUGGACUGGGUGGAUAGUUCUUGGUGUACUAUCCUUACUCACUCCAAGGGCACAGUUCCUCUGAACAGUUCGGAAAUGGCAGCAAGAAGAAACAGACGAGACGCGGUCACCGACGCCGAGAUUGCGGCCUACCAAGAGGCAAAUCAUCGUUUCGGAAAUGAUAAUGUGCGGAUAGCUGCCCACAUGGCGCAACGGGAGGUGUUGACGGAACACGCCCGCAACAUAUAUGCGGGUCCUGUACAGGGCGUGGCCAACCGCCUGCGAGUUGUCCGCCGGCACAUACAGCGAAGGCAAUUGGUGAAUGGGCAUUUGCCGGAGGACCCAAAUCGGCGGGACGACCGUUUUGCUUUCAAUCUAGAAGGCCUGGUUGAUCCGAGGGAACUGCAGGAUAACAUGAACAAUGCGGCUGAGAGAGAGGCGGCGGACCCCCUGGCAAAUGAGGGUGAGGCAAACAAUCCGGAAGAUGGUGGAGUUGCCCAAAACAAUCAAGCAGAAGGUGGUGAUGGAGCCGGAUUUGAAGACAAUGUCAAUGAGUUGAACCAACUUCCAAGGGGUGGACUCAGACAACUGCAGGUGCAAAACCAGGUGCUUUUGCAGAGGAUCCUGACGAGACUAGAGGCCAGGCAAGAUCAACAGGAUCACCUCACCAGGUUGCUCAUCAACCGCCUGGAACCAGCCGACCCCAACAAUGGGGCCAAUUAAUUGUAUUUGUCUAAUAAAUAUGGU
Lineus longissimus is the source of this 1793-nucleotide messenger RNA. RefSeq lists its product as uncharacterized. NCBI's taxonomy places the organism in Eukaryota, Metazoa, Nemertea, Pilidiophora, Heteronemertea, Lineidae. The coding region runs from base 1068 to 1769 and encodes 233 amino acids. The transcript has 5 exons. The record is from RefSeq and is a predicted model, not a curated record.